Molecule: messenger RNA, 1440 nt
Organism: Hibiscus syriacus
Lineage: Eukaryota; Viridiplantae; Streptophyta; Magnoliopsida; Malvales; Malvaceae
Product: thylakoid membrane protein TERC, chloroplastic-like
Exons: 14
Coding region: 70-1218 (382 amino acids)
Cellular component (GO): membrane
Source: RefSeq, a predicted model, not a curated record
GAUACCGAUUCAAUUUCAGUGGAUAAGAUUUAUUUAGGCCGUUCUCUUCAUCUAUUUGCCUUCCCUCACAUGUCAAAAUUCCCGACUAGAAUAUUCUUACCGGAGCUCAUAGCUCAAGCUUCCAUGGGAUUAGCCUCAGUCGUUCCCCAUGGCGGUGCCAUUUGCAUCGCCCUCAACUCCGAUCUCAGAGUUUCCUCGGUCUCGACUACUGUUCAAUCUCCCAGAUGGACCGGAGUCCGGUUCUCAAAUCCUCGUCUCUCCGUCAUCCAUUCAGUGAGCCAUAAUCGCCAGGCAAUAUGUUUCCCGGUUGCUCGCUCCAGGGGAAUGGAGGAGGAGGAUCAAUUGUCUGAAGAUGAGCAGAAUUCUUAUGCUAAUUCCAAGGAGAAACUUCAGGAAAAUAAAGCUUAUGUAUCAUCUGCUAAAAGUGUUGCUUUUUGGGUGUGCUCUGCAGUUGCUUUUGGAGUUGGUGUGGGGUUGAAGGAGGGAGUUGGCAAGGCAUCAGAAUUUUUUGCUGGGUACCUAUUGGAGCAAAGUUUGUCAGUAGACAAUUUGUUUGUUUUUAUUCUGAUCUUCAAGUACUUCAAAGUGCCACAUAUGUAUCAGAAUCGGGUUCUUUCAUAUGGUAUUGCUGGUGCAAUCAUCUUUCGUUUGUCAUUGAUAUUACUUGGAACAGCUACACUUCAGAGGUUUGAGGUGGUCAACCUACUACUGGCUGCUAUACUCUUAUUCUCAUCGUUCAAGCUAUUUUCCAGUGAGGAAGACGACACUGAUCUGUCUGACAACUUCAUAGUGAAGACAUGCCAGAGAUUUAUCCCCGUCACACCUAAUUAUGAUGGCAAUAAAUUUAUAACUAAAUGGGACAACAUUUGGCAAGCCACUCCUUUGCUUCUCACAGUAGCAGUUAUUGAGCUCAGUGAUAUAGCAUUUGCUGUUGAUUCAAUACCAGCUGUUUUUGGCGUUACACGGGAUCCUUUUAUAGUUUUUUCAUCUAAUAUUUUCGCCAUCUUAGGUUUAAGGUCACUUUACACACUCAUUGCUGAGGGUAUGGCAGAUCUGGAAUACUUGCAGCCUUCCAUUGCUGUUGUUCUAGGUUUCAUUGGGUGUAAAAUGAUCUUGGAUUUCUUCGGAUUUCAUAUUUCUACAGAGGCGUCACUCGGUUUUGUCGCGACGAGCCUUAGUGCUGGAGUGCUGUUGAGUUUAGCAAAGAAGGGUGACUAGCUAAAAUCAAGUCAAGUGCAACUGCAGGUUAAAGGUUCUAUAUUUUGUACGUUUAAUCCGUAAGUGCAAGUGAGCUCUAAAAUUGCUGAUGCUUCUUUGUUUCUCAUCUCUCGAAACAAUGAAAAUGAAGAUUAAUUGUAGUCAGCUCAUCUCUCAGCUCUAAAAUUUUCUGUUUAUCAAUAUAAAGUAUUUAAUUGAAAAAAUAGUACAAGUUAUUUUUCU